Messenger RNA from Asparagus officinalis (garden asparagus), 579 nucleotides. RefSeq names its product protein MAIN-LIKE 2-like. The transcript is spliced from 5 exons. Lineage: Eukaryota; Viridiplantae; Streptophyta; Magnoliopsida; Asparagales; Asparagaceae. Bases 1 to 579 code for a protein of 192 amino acids. The record is from RefSeq and is a predicted model, not a curated record.
AUGGAUCAGACAUAUAAUGGAUUCAGUGAUAGCUAUGUCAACUAUGUUAGAAUGCGCAGUGGUGCUUUUAUGAAGCUUGCAAAAUAUUGGGAAUGCACCAUGCAGCCCGGGCCCGAUAGUGAUGAGGUCCUCUAUGAUCAAUCUCGGCACCGUUCUCAGAAAAUAUCAUUUUCGGAGAGAGGACCGGAGUUAGUCAUGUUUAAUCAUAGCCUAGGUCAUUCUCGAUGGACACUUGAUGAUGAGCGUAUGAUCGCCAUAGUAGCACAAGCUGGCAUAGAUAACCGUGCAUGGCGAAAAGUAUGUGAUGAUUUGUUAGGAGCAACUCCACCCUCGUUGACCGGAGGGUAUAUGAGACUGAAGUGGUUGAAGGAGAAUUUCUCGCACCUGCUGUUAGCUGAUGCAACACAAGAGGUGAUUGAGCGCCAUACACAUGCUUAUAUUUUGCACAUGACUGGGACAAUUCUUUUUCCUGAUUCCAGUAAAGAUAAAAUACAUUUGAGGUGGUUAUCAAUCAUUGAGGACUUAGACAUUUGCGGCACACUAUCAUGGGGUAGUGCUGUUUUAGCAUACCUGUAUUGA